UCAUUCAUCAAUGGGAGAAACAGGGAGGGCUGACAUGCCGGGCUCGGGAAUCUAGGGUUCUUCAGGUAUUUCGCGGGCGCAUGACAUGGCGGCCGCUAUGGCGUCGCUGGGAUCGGCGCUGCCGGCGUCGUCGUCCUUCACGGCGUCGGAGAUUUCUUCCGCGAGAUCAGUCAAGCCGCGGCCUCGAUCUGUGUCAUUCGCAAUGCGGCACACUGGCAGUUCUAGUUGUGUCGCUCCCGAGGCCUUCUCCUUGUCGUGGUGCCAGACAAUGCGGGAUUCCACCGGCUGCGAGUCUCUUGCCAGGAGCAAAAUGUGGAACUGUCCGUGGCAAAUUUCUACUUGCGAUGGGAGAUUGCGGACCAGAGCGGCAGGCUCAGAAGGUUUCAAGGUUAAAACUGUACCAACGAAGCCAAUUGAGGGGCAGAAAACUGGAACGAGUGGAUUAAGAAAGAAGGUGAAAGUUUUCAUGGAACAAAAUUACCUCUCAAAUUGGAUACAGUCGCUCUUCAACUCCCUUUCAUCCUCGGACGUGAAAGGAGCGACUCUUGUGCUUGGAGGUGAUGGCCGUUAUUUCAACAAGCCAGCAGCUCAGAUAAUUAUGAAGAUCGCAGCGGGAAAUGGAGUAAAAAAAGUUUUUGUCGCAAGGGAUGGAAUUAUGUCUACUCCCGCCGUUUCUGCUGUCAUACGGAAACGAAAAGCAAAUGGAGGAUUCAUCAUGAGCGCGAGCCACAACCCUGGCGGUCCCAAGAACGACUGGGGUAUUAAGUUCAAUUAUAGCAGCGGUCAGCCUGCACCUGAGGUCAUAACAGACAAGAUUUAUGGAAACACCCAAUCUAUUAAAGAAAUUAAAAUGGCGGAUAUUCCUGAUGUAAAUUUGUCAAAACUUGGGACCCAUAAAUUUGGCAGCUUCACUGUAGAAGUCAUCGAUCCUGUUUCUGACUAUCUCGAGCUGCUGAAGAGCGUAUUCGAUUUUCCACUUCUCAAAAGUCUCUUGUCACGCUCCGAUUUCAGUUUCAAAUUUGACGCUAUGCAUGCUGUAACUGGAGCGUAUGCUGAACCAAUUUUCGUGGACGUCUUAGGAGCUAAAAAGGGUUCUGUAAAUAACGGUGUUCCUAAGGAGGAUUUUGGAGGCGGCCAUCCUGAUCCUAAUCUUACUUAUGCCGAGGAACUGGUUGAACUAAUGUUUAGUCCGGAUGCACCAGACUUUGGUGCUGCAAGUGAUGGUGAUGGAGACCGGAACAUGAUCCUAGGCAACAAUUUCUUUGUCACUCCUUCGGACUCUGUUGCCAUGAUUGCAGCCAAUGCUCAGCCAUGCAUUCCAUACUUCAAGAAGGGAAUAAAGGGGCUGGCACGUUCAAUGCCAACAAGCGCAGCGUUGGACAGAGUUGCACAGAAGCUUAAAGUUCCAUUCUUUGAGGUUCCAACUGGCUGGAAGUUUUUUGGCAAUCUCAUGGACGCGGGAAAACUGUCGAUUUGCGGAGAGGAAAGUUUUGGAACGGGAUCUGAUCAUAUUCGUGAAAAGGAUGGAAUCUGGGCAAUUCUGGCAUGGCUAUCCAUAUUGGCUCACAGAAACAAAGGAAAAAAGGUCGGUGACAAGCUUGUGACAGUUGAGGAUGUUGCCAGGGAAUACUGGGCGAAUUAUGGACGCAACUUCUUUUCAAGAUAUGAUUACGAGGAAUGCGAUGCUGCUUCGGCCAACAAAAUGAUUGAUCAUCUUCGAAGUCUUAUUGCAAAGAGCAAGAAAGGAGAUAAAUAUGGCAAAUAUUCUCUUGCUCUUGCGGACGACUUCAAAUACGUUGAUCCGAUCGACGGGAGCGUAUCUUCCAAGCAAGGAAUCCGCUUCAUUUUCAGCGACGGCUCGCGAUUUAUUUUCCGUUUAUCAGGAACCGGGUCGGCAGGCGCAACAAUACGCCUCUACGUGGAACAGUAUGAGACGGACAAGUCAAAGCACGAUCUCGAUGCCCAGGAGGCGCUGAAACCCCUGAUAGAGAUCGCGUUGAAGGUCUCGAAGUUGAAAGAUUUCACUGGCCGGGACAAGCCAACGGUCAUCACAUGAGGAAAGGAUGGCGUUCUCGCCUCGUCCUCGAUUAGAGAUCCGAAUCAGCCGCAACACUGCACUUAGCCGACGCAUCGUUGAGAACUCCGAGGUUUAUCACACAAUCUCGCGAGACAUUGUACCAGUUCACCACUUCUUUUCUCGCAGCCGUGACUCGAGACCAAUGGUGGCAAGCCACCGCAUUGUGCCUCCGAGUAAAAUAAGCAAACGUUUUUUUUGGGCUUAAGUUAACAUCACCGAGAUCUGGGGCAACGAAGGUGCGAUGUUGCCUCGCUAAUAAGCUCCCUUUCAUCGAUCCGUGAGCUCUCUCGAGUGGCAAGCUUUAAAAAAGCAUAAGAACAGGACAGCGAUCCAAGGAUCAUCCGAGGAAAGAUAGCAAUGGAAGUGGUCCGAGUUCCUUGAACUCUUCUGGAAAUAACGGCUGACAAGCUCUAGAACAAGCGGCACAAAACAAAUCUAUGACGAAGCGGAAUGAAAGUUCCUACGAGCUAGUUUUAUACGAGUACGAGUAGUAUACUGUACACGCCGCUAGCCACCAGCGGACAGGAUCGUAUGAGAUUUGGCCCGUGCUUUCU
Molecule: messenger RNA, 2631 nt
Organism: Selaginella moellendorffii
Lineage: Eukaryota; Viridiplantae; Streptophyta; Lycopodiopsida; Selaginellales; Selaginellaceae
Product: phosphoglucomutase, chloroplastic
Exons: 23
Coding region: 86-2056 (656 amino acids)
Biological process (GO): carbohydrate metabolic process
Cellular component (GO): cytosol
Molecular function (GO): phosphoglucomutase activity; magnesium ion binding
Source: RefSeq, a predicted model, not a curated record